This is a messenger RNA of Cuscuta campestris, 2152 nucleotides long. The record is from the annotation of a GenBank genome assembly. Lineage: Eukaryota; Viridiplantae; Streptophyta; Magnoliopsida; Solanales; Convolvulaceae.
GACUCACUGGGUGAACAGAACAUUGUUCCAUGAAAUAAAAAAGAAAGAAUUUCCAAACCAUCAACCCAAUCAAUUCAGUAUUGCUCAAACAAUAAUAAAAAGAGAGAGAAGACUUUCCAAAUCAUCUCUCAGGAGAGAAGAAAUACACAAUUUGAUAUUCCUUAAUCUGGUUUGAGCGCAGCUUUGUGGUUCAGUAUGAUGAUGUUUGAGGAGAUGGGGUUCUGUGGGGAUCUCGAUUUCUUCCCCAAUCCGGUCAAGCCGCCGGUUCCUCUUCCUGGCGGCUCGGCUGAACCGGCGGCUGAGGAUGAGUACAGCGACGAAGAGAUUGACGUGGACGAGCUGGAGAGGAGGAUGUGGCGGGAUAAGAUGAAAUUGAAGAGGUUGAAAGAGAUGAGCCGGAGCAAUGAGGGCGGGGUACCGGACACCGCGAAGCAACGGCAGUCCCAGGAACAGGCGAGGCGGAAGAAGAUGUCCCGGGCGCAGGACGGGAUCUUGAAGUACAUGUUGAAGAUGAUGGAGGUGUGUAAAGCCCAAGGCUUCGUUUACGGGAUCAUCCCUGAGAAAGGGAAGCCCGUCAGCGGGGCUUCCGACAAUCUAAGGGAGUGGUGGAAGGACAAGGUGAGGUUCGACCGGAACGGUCCCGAGGCCAUUUCCAAGUACCAAACUGAGAACUCAAUCCCUGGUGGGAGCGAGGGGUCUGAACCUGUGGGACCAACCCCUCACACAUUGCAGGAGCUCCAGGACACCACCCUGGGCUCUCUGUUGUCUGCUUUGAUGCAGCAUUGUGAGCCGCCUCAAAGACGGUUUCCCUUGGAGAAAGGGGUUCCCCCGCCGUGGUGGCCCACGGGGAACGAGGACUGGUGGCCCCAAUUGGGGUUGCCGAAGGAGAACGCCCCCCCGCCUUAUAAAAAGCCUCACGACUUAAAAAAGGUGUGGAAGGUCGGGGUCCUGACCGCCGUGAUCAAGCACCUGCACCCGGACAUAGCCAAAAUCCGGAAGCUGGUCAGGCAGUCCAAGUGCUUGCAAGACAAAAUGACUGCCAAAGAGAGUGCAACCUGGCUUGCCAUCAUUAACCAAGAGGAGUCCCUGGCCCGCGAACUCUACCCAGACCGCUGCCCGCAACUGCCCCCCUCGCCCGGCACCAACACACCCUUCACCCUGACCGAAAGGGGCGAGUACGACGUCAUCGACGGUCCACACCACAUGAUGAAUGAUGUCCCGGAACCCAAACCGAGCAACCUCUGCUUCAUGAACUUGGGAGUUGUUGAUAAUAACUUCCAAAACGGUGGCGGGAUCAUAACCAACAUGGAUUUCACAAGAAAGAGGAAGGCGGGAAACGACCCGCCUACCGCCCUUCCGGACCACAAAAUCUUCACGUGCGACGCGAUUCGUUGCCCCCACAGCGAGAUCCGUCUCGGUUUCCAAGACAGAUCAGCCAGGGACAACCAUCAGCUGUCCUGCCCUUUCAGGGACUCAGCACAAUUCGGGAUGCACAUGAAUCACCACUUUCAUCAAGUGGCCAAGCCACCCGGGAGGGUCUUCGCACAACCAUCAAUCGUUCAACAACCGAAUAAUGAUCUGUCGGGCCUCGGGGUCCCAGAAGACGGGCAAAGGACGAUUAACGACCUCAUGUCGUUGUACGACACAAACAUUCAAUGUAAAGAGCAAUCUGCAGGAGUGGUCGUCAUGGAGAACAAUCAUAACAGUAGUCUUCCUUCAUUUGGUUCAUUAUUCUUCAACUGCAGAAGCUCGAAUAAUAAUGAGAGUUUCCCAUUCAUGUUUGGGACUCCUUUCAAUAUGCAAGCCGCAGAUUUCGCCGAAUCUCUAACGGCAGUUUCUCGGGAUGCCAUUUUGCCAAAAAAAGAUGUUCCUAUCUGGUAAUAAUAUCUCAGCUGGCUGCUUAAUUAUUAAUUAAUUAUCAGAAUUGUGCCGCCUCUUCUUUGUUUUAGACUUCUUGUCUUAGUGCCAAAUAUUGUAAGUCCGUUUUCUUGGUUUAUGUUGCCCUCUAAUUCUCAACAGCAUUAUUGUUCUACAAUGCUUUGAUGUAAUUAAUUAAGUUUGUGUUAUUAUUCCUUAAACGGUGCAAAUUCAAUUGCUUGGUGGUGCAGUUUAGCUAUAAAGGGAAUGUUUUCAAUAACUAAGGACCCGUUUG